AUGUACUGCAUCAAUGACAAAGGUGGGCUGGGCAGAUGACAAACUCAGACGGAUGAGUUAUGUCAUAAAGUUGGGUCAAUAAAGACCAGCCUAACUAUUUUUCUUCCUUAUCUUUUACUAUUGCAAGGCAUGCUGACCCAGAGGUGUGGCUUGUCGCUGUCUCUUUAACUGCAAUAAAUGGCUGGCUCCUUACUUAUGCUGCAUUCAUAACCAAGUGGGAAGGUAGUAUUUACCGCAUAUAGGACUGGUACAAAUCCAGUUGAAUCAAAUCAAAUCAAAUGUUAUUUGUCACAUACACGUGUUUAGCAGAUGUUAUAGCGGGUGUAGCGAAAUGCUUGUGCUUCUAGCUCCGACAGUGCAGUAAUAUCUAACAAGUAAUAUCUAACAAUUUCACAACAUAUACCCAAUACACACAAAACUAGUAAGGAAUGGAAUUUAAGAAUAUAUACAUAUAUGGACAAAGCGGCAUGGACUAACAUACAGUAGAAUAUUAUAGAGUAGAAUGCAGUAUAUACAUAUGAGAUGAGUAGUGCAAAAUAUGUAAACAUUAUUAAAGUGACAAGUGUUCCAUUUCUUAAAGUGGCCAAUGAUUUCAAUAGGCAGCAGCAGCUUCUAAUGUGCUAGUGAUGGCUAUUUAGCAGUCUGAUGGCCUUGAGAUAGAAGCUGUUUUUCAUUCUCUCGGUCCCAGCUUUGAUGCACCUGUACUGACCUCGCCUUCUGGAUGAUAGCGGGGUGAACAGGCAGUGGCUCGGGUGGUUAAUGUCCUUGAUGAUAUUUUUGGCCUUCCUGUGACAUUGGGUGCUGUAUGUGUCUUGGAGGGCAGGGUAGUUUGACCCCGGUAAUGCGUUCGGCAGACCGCACCACCCUCUGGAGAGCCCUGCGGUUGCGGGCGGUGCAGUUGCCGUACCAUGCGGUGAUACACCCCGACAAGAUGUCUCACAAUUGUGCAUCUGUAAAAGUUUGUGAGGGUUUUAGGUGCCAAGCCGAAUUUUUUCAGCCUGCUGUUGCGCCUUCUUCACCACACUGUGGAGGUAUGUCACAAGGUGGACCAUUUCAGUUUGUCGGUGAUGUGUACAUCAAGGAACUUGAAGCUUUCCACCUUCUCCAAAUCAAAUCAAAUUGUAUUUGCCACAUGCGCUGAAUACAACAGGUGUGGACCUUACAGUGAAAUGCUUACUUACAAGCCCUUAACCAACAAUGCAGUUUUAAGAAAAUAAAAAAAGUGUUCAAUAAAAAAUAGAUAAGUAAAAGAAUAAAAAUAGCAAACAAUUAAAGAGCAGCAGUAAAAUAAAAUAACAGUAGGGAGGCUAUAUACAGGGGGCACCGGUACAGAGUCAAAGUGCGGGGGCACCGGUUAGUCGAGGUAAUUGAGGUAAUAUGUACAUGUGAGUAGAGUUAAAGUGACUAUGCAUAGAUAAUAAACAGAGUAGCAGCAGCGUAAAAGAGGGGGUGGGGUUGGGUAGGGGGGACAAUGCAAAUAGUCCAGGUAGCCAUGAUUAGCUGUUCAGGAGUCUUAUGGCUUGGUGGUAGAAGCUGUUAAGAAGCCUUUUGGACCUAGACUUGGCGCUCCGGUACCGCUUGCCGUGCGGUAGCAGAGAGAACAGUCUAUGACUAGGGUGGCUGGAGGCUGACAAUUUUUGGGGCCUUCCUCUGACACCGCCUGGUAUAGAGGUCCUGGAUGGCAGGAAGCUUGGCCCCAGUGAUGUACUGGGCCGUACGCACUACCCUCUGUAGUGCCUUGCGGUCGGAGGCCGAGCAGUUGCCAUACCAGGCGGUGAUGCAACGGUCAGGAUGCUCUCGACAGUGCAGCUGUAUAACUUUUUAUGAAUCUGAGGACCCAUGCCAAAUCCUUUCAGUCUCCUGAGAGGGAAUAGGCUUUGUCGUGCCCUCUUCACAACUGUCUUGGUAUGUUUGGACCAUGAUAGUUUGUUGGUGAUGUGGACACCAAAGAACUUGAAGCUCUCAACCUGUUCAACUACAGCCCCGUCGAUGAGAAUGGGGGCGUGCUCAGUCCUCUUUUUUCCCCUGUAGUCCACAGUCCACAAUCAUCUCCUUUGUCUUGAUCACGUUGAGGGAGAGGUUGUUAUCCUGUCACCACACGGCCAGGUCUCUGACCUCCUCCCUAUAGGCUGUCUCAUCGUUGUCGGUGAUCAGGCCUACCACUGUUGUGUCGUAGGCAAACUUAAUGAUGGUGUUGGAGUCGUGCCUGGCCAUGCAGUCAUGAGUGAACAGGGAGUACAGGAGGGGACUGAGCACGCACCCCUGAGGGGCCCCCGUGUUGAGGAUCAGCAUGGCAGAUGUGUUGUUACCUACCCUUACCACCUGGGGGCAGCCCGUCAGGAAGUCCAGGAUCCAGUUGCAGAGGGAGGUGUUUAGUCCCAGGGUCCUUAGCUUAGUGAUGAGCUUUAAGGGCCCUCCAACUGGUAAUUACUAGUGGGAAGCUUGUCUGUCAUCCCUGAGCUUCGACUUCUCCCACAUGCUGAACUCUGACCUCACCAAUUAAGGAAAUUACCUUGAUACCAGCAUUUUCGGCAGUAUUUUAUUUUACCUUUAUUUUAUCAGUGAGACUUUUACAGAUUAGCCCUGAAUUACAUAAAUUACAGAAAAUACACACAUCAAAAUAUAAAUACAAAAUGCAAGCAGAAAGAAAGAAAAACACGGUCAUAAAAAACAAACACAUUCAUCAGUAAUAAGGUCCUCCAUCAGCUUUCUGAAUUGGCCUAGAGGCACCAGAACAUAAAAUGUAAGAACAUUUUGAAGAUUGUUCCACAAAUAAGGUGCAAGAAGCUGAUUUACCUAACUCAGUAGAGACCAAAGGAAUUUCCAGAGUUAGCCAUCCCUGAGAGCUCUUAUGUCUAAAGUUUAGUUAUGAUGUUAGGUACAGUGGGAAUUUUUGUAAAAGGGCUUUGUAAAUGAAAACAUAGCAAUAUAUCAACCUACGUGACAUCAAAGAGGGCCAACCAACUUUCUGGUAGAGAAUGCAGUGAUGAGUACUAAAAUUGUGACCUGUAAUAAAGCGCAGUGCGCUAUGAUAAACUGCAUCUAACAGCUUUAAUGAAGUGGCAGCUGCGUUCAUAUAGAUGAUGACAAUUUUUAUUCUCAGUUUAUUCUCAUGCAUCCAACUCAUAUUUACAACUUCACAACUCGUAAUUACCAUCUUCCGAUUUGGUUAUAAACGCAACAUUAUUAUUGCUUAUUACUGCCAACCUUCAGACUCAUAAAGACAUCAGAAGUCAUCAAGGCAAGUGUCCACUCCCUUCAGAGUAAAAGAUACACCCCAGUCGUUCAGGAACUUGUUGUAAGCCGGAAGGAAAAGGACUGUUAUUGGGCAUUGACAUGAUGACUAAAAUUAGUUGGAUUGUAACACUUUUUGGGAGAAUCUAAGCACAGAUAGAGCUUAAUAUCAAGAGAAAUGGCAACCAGAGAAGUGGUACGGUUUUUCAUCUCAAUUGUCUUGCAUAUCAACUUGAGAAAAAUGUUGUACUGUAUAUAACUGACCAUUUACACAUGGCUUAUGAAGUUGUUUUUAAUGACUUUAGCAUCAAUCAGUGUAAAAGUAUUACUCACACAUAUUUAAAAUAUAUAGUAUGGCCAGUUUAAUGUAAGUUAAGAUUAUUAACUGCUCUCUUAUAUCAAUGUGGUGCGUGUACUGAUAUUUCUAGGCAACAUUACCAUUACUUUGAGCAACUAUUCAUGUUUUUCCCCAUGUACUGUAUGUGUACUGUGUGUAGCAGGUACAUACUGUGUGCGAUAAAAAAACAUGUGACAGACAUCUGAUCAAGUUGUCAAUACACCACGUUAUCAGUAGUUUCAUAGUACACACACAGGUGCAUGCUAUCUGUGUGUGUUUGUGUAUGUACUUGUGACUGUAUGUCACACCCUGGCUCUGGGACUCUAUUGGUUGAGCCAGGGUGUGUUCAUUCUGUUGUGUUUAUUUCUAUGUUGGCUAGAGUGACUCCCAAUCAGAGGCAACGAGUGUCAGCUGUCGUUGGUUGUCUCUGAUUGGGAGCCAUAUUUAAACUGUCUGUUUUCCCUUUGUGUUUGUGGGUUUUUGUUCCGUGUUGGUCAUUGUUACCGUGGACUUCACGAGUCGUUUCUUGUUUUGGUUAUUGUGGUCUAUUAUCACUAAAGAUAAUAAAGUUUAACCAUGUUCGUUCAUCACGCUGCGCCUUGGUCUAUUCCUUACGACGAUCGUGACAGAAAAACCCACCAAGUAAGGACCAAGCAGCGUGUCCCGGGGCAGAACUUGGACUGGACAUGGGAGGAAGCGCCGGGAAAGGCCCUGGCGAAAGAGGAGCAGCGGCGUCAGCAGUGUCAACGUCGGACAGGCGAGAGGCAACCCCAGAAAAUCUUUAGGGGGGGGCACACGGCAUGGACGACGGGGCUGACGGAGGCAGAAAAGGGGCGGAUUCAGAAGGCCACCAGGUUACGGGGGCCACUGGUCAAAGCAGGGAAGGAAUGUGUAGAGGCACGGCGAGAGGUACUGGGGUGUGUUACCAGUACGGUCCGGCCUGUUCCGGCCCCUCGCACCAAGUGUACGGUGCACGUCGCCAGCCCGGUCCGGCCUGUCCCUGCUCCUCGCACCAAGCCUACGGUAUGCGUCGCCAGCCCGGUCCGGCCUGUCCCUGCUCCACGCACCAAGCCUACGGGGUGCGUCGUCAGCCCAGUCCGGCCUGUUCCUGCUCCACGCACCAAGCCUACGGUGUGCGUCGCCAGCCCAGUCCGGCCUGUCCCUGCUCCACGCACCAAGCCUACGGGGUGCGUCGUCAGCCCAGUCCGGCCUGUUCCUGCUCCACGCACCAAGCCUACGGUGUGCGUCGCCAGCCCAGUCCGGCCUGUCCCUGCUCCACGCACCAAGCAUACGGUGUGCGUCGCCAGCCCGGCCCGGCCUGUCCCUGCUCCACGCACCAAGUCUACGGUGCGCGUAGCCAGCCCGGCCCGGCCUGUUCCUGCUACUUGCACUAAGCCAGGGGUGCGAGUCGUCCGCCUUGUAAGGCCCGUUCCUCCUCCACGCACCAAGCCAGGGGUGCGAGUCGUCAGCCUGGUAAGGCCCGUUCCUCCUCCACGCACCAAGCCAGGGGUGCGAGUCGUCAGCCUGGUAAGGCCCGUUCCUCCUCCAUGCACCAAGCCAGGGGUGCGCGUCGUCAGUCCAGCACAACCCGUGCCUGGGUCACCGGUGCCUGGUAAGGUACCGGUCAACUGCUCCACUACGGAGCUGAAGCGAACCGCUCCUGCUGCGUCCAGUUCCGCUCCAGCCAGCGGGGCCAGACUGGACCAGGGGCGCUAUGGGGGGUUUAUUGGAGGGUGGUGGGCAAGGCCGGAGCCAGAACCGCCGCCGAGGAGUUAUGCCCACCCAGCCCUCCCCUGUUUUGUUCAAGUUGAGGCGCGGUCGCAGUCCGCGCCUUUAGGGGGGGGGGGUACUGUCACACCCUGGCUCUGGGACUAUAUGUUGAGCCAGGGUGUGUUCAUUCUGUUGUGUUUAUUUCUAUGUUGGCUAGAGUGACUCCCAAUCAGAGGCAACGAGUGUCAGCUGUCGUUGGUUGUCUCUGAUUGGGAGCCAUAUUUAAACUGUCUGUUUUCCCUUUGUGUUUGUGGGUUUUUGUUCCGUGUUGGUCAUUGUUACCGUGGACUUCACGAGUCGUUUCUUGUUUUGGUUAUUGUGGUCUAUUAUCACUAAGUGGCGCAGUGGUCUAAGUACUCCUGAGUGGCGCAGUGGUCUAAGGCACUGCAUCGCAGUGCUAACUGUGCCACUAGAGAUCCUGGUUCGAAUCCAGGCUCUGUCGCGACCGGGAGACUCAUGGGCGGCGCACAAUUCGUCCAGGGUAGGGGAGGGAAUGACCGGCAGGGAUGUAGCUCAGUUGAUAGAGCAUGGUGUUUGCAACGCCAGGGUUGUGGGUUCGAUUCCCACGGGGGGCCAGUAUAAAAAAAAGAUAUGUAUUCACUAACUGUAAGUCGCUCUGGAUAAGAGCGUCUGCUAAAUGACGUAAAUGUAAAUGUACUAAAGAUAAUAAAGUUUAACCAUGUUCGUUCAUCACGCUGCGCCUUGGUCUAUUCCUUACGACGAUCGUGACACUGUACGUGUGUGUUUUUUACAAUUUCUUCGUUAAUCAUUGUGGGAAUGACAGUCCCUUUAAAGUGGAAGCUUAAUGUCAGGCGAUAUAACACAAAAUGUGCACUGGCAUGAACAGUAACUCUGUCUCUUACGUCUCUUGUUUGGGUCUCUCUCAGACCUGAAAGUUGUCCUUCUUGGUGGCAGAAACUCUGGGAAGAGCGAAGUGGGCAAUGUGCUGCUAGGCAGGGAGGAGCUUGUCAUCAAGGAGCGGACAACGUGCUCUAUGAGAGUGGGAGAGGUGGCAGGUGGGUGGGUCACUGUGGUGAACACACCUGGCUGGUGGUGUGACUUCAACGUGCAGGACACCCCUCAGCUGGUGAAAAGGGAGAUCGCAGUGUAUGUCUGUGCAUUCCAAGACCCCAUGUUUUCCUUAUCGUCAUUAAGGUACGCUCAGGGUUCUGUGAGAAGCGUCGCAGGGCUGUAGAGGAGCACCUGGCCCUCCUCAGUGAGAGAGUGUGGAGUCACUGUAUGGUCGUCUUCACCUGCAGUGACUGGCCUGGACACAUGCCCAUGGAGCAGCAAGUCAAGAGAGGAGGCAGGCCCCCCUGUGGCUGGUGGAGAAAUACAGUUAUGGGUAUCACUGCCUCAACUUGAAGAGUGGACCAGGUGGAAAUCAGGUCACAGAGCUGUUCAUGAAGAUGCAGAGACUGGUGACAGAAAAUAGUGACAGCUAUUUUGAAAUGGAGGGAAUGCUUUUACAAGACGUGGAGGAAAAUAAGAGGAUAGUGAUUGCUAAAGAGAUUGAUAAAAAUGCAGAAACAGAGAUGUUGCUGGGAGACAAGUCACCGUGGUGAACACUCCAGGCUGGUGGAUGAAUGACUUCUCUCAGGAUAGUCCUGUUUUUGACCGACAGGAGAUAGUGUGUAGUGUAUCUCUUUGCUCUCCUGGUCCACAUGUCCUCCUGCUGAUGGUGCGUGUGGACUGGUCCUUCACAGAGACCUACAGGAGAGCUGUGCAGGAGCACCUAGAGCUCAUCACAGACACAGUCUGGGCUCACGUCAUCGUCCUGUUCAACUUUGAGGACUGGCUGGGAGACACAACCAUCGAGCAGCACAUUGAGAGUGAGGGGGAGGCCCUCCAGUGGCUUGUGGAGAAGUGUGGCAACAGGUAUCAUGUCCUCAACAAUAGAAGCAAUUCAGGAUUUCAGGUUACAGAACUGAUGAGAAAGAUUGAGGAACUGAUGUCAUACAACAGCAGUUGUUACUGUAAGAUUGAGGGUGGCGUUCUGCAGGAGUUGGAGGAGAAGAAGAGGGAAGAACAGAAAAGAGCAGGGGAGAGACUGAUGAGAAGGCAGAAACAAAGAAAGACUGCCAGAUCUCUAUUGGGUGAGUUAAAUCAAUCUCUCUCAAAAUGCACUUUAGGUGUCUGAUUCUAUUCAUAUUGGUGUGAAAUAUUUUGGAUGAACAUUUUCCAUUCAUUCAUAGAGCUGUAAAUCAGACAAUGUUAAUGAAGCACUUUGUAUUCAUUCAUUUUAUGUCUACAGUAGACGUGUUAUACAUGACAGUAUUCUUAUUUGUUUGUGACAGGGAAGCUCCACUGUUGCUCAGAGCUGAGAAUAAUGCUGCUGAGUGGCCGCAGCACAGGCAGGAGCUCUGCUGUAAACACCAUCCUGGGCAGAGAGCACUUUAAAGUAGGGUGCCAUGCCACUGACUGUGUGGAAGGACAAGGAAAGGUCAGGGGUAAGACUGUGACAGUGCUGGACCCACCAGGCUGGCUGUCAGUGGGUCCUGGCUCCCUGAUGUCUCCCUCAGCCUCUGGGGUAACUGUGGUCCUGGUGGUUGUGAAUGUGAGAUCCUCCUUCAGCCACACUCUCCGGAGAAUAGUAGAAAAACACCUGGAGGCGCUCGGAGAGAAGGUAUGGAACCAAACCAUGUUCCUAUUCACCUUUGGGGACUGGCUGGGGGACACGACGAGCAGCGCAUUGAGAGUGAGGGAGAGCCCCUCCAGAGGCUUGUCGAGAAGUGUGGCAACAGAUAUCACGUGUUGGACAGUAAGAGCCAGGGCACCGGUGCACAGGUCACUGAACUGCUGGAGAAGAUAGAGGAGAUGCUUGUGGAGGAGAGGCUGGAGGUUCUACAGAGAGGAGAACAGGUUGGGAAGUGUCUCACAGUGAUGCAGGAGCCAGAGAUGGAUGGAGUGAUGAGACAGGGAGAGGGCAUAGAGGUCCCUGCAGCAAACUAUACAGACGCUCCCUUUCAUGAUGGUAAGCAAGACUGAUGCACAUUAGUUAUAACUUACAGUGCAUCAUGUCAUGCUAUAUUUACUAUUUAUUCUGACAGAGCUCUCUUGUGUUGCAGCGUGUGAGGUGGCCAGUUCAGAGGACCUUCUAACCCCAGACGACCCAGGAGCCUCAGACUUUGGUGGACAGGGGUUGGCACUACCAGAGGGUAGCGGAGGAGGGUGGACUGGAGCAAAUCACUCCAUCCUGGAUGUGGAGGGGUUUCUGUCCAGCAUGGCCAGUGUGCUUCAGGGGAAUCAGGAGGGGCUGAUGUGGAACAUGGGGGGCAGACAGACGCUAGUGGUGAACCUCCCAGACUGGCUCCACACUGGAUCUACUCAGAGCCAUCAUCUGAGAUGGAAUGGACAGAAUGGUAGAAAACCUGUCACCCUGUUCUCGCCAGGACACCAAGCUCUCCUCCUGGUCAUACCCGUGGAGCAACCCAAAGAACCAGAACGAAUGCUGGUGGAGAAACAGGAAGACAUUGUGGAUAUACAGUCCCUUGGACACCCCAGGCUGAGGGACAGGGCCUUCAAGGAGAUCGCCAGAACAGGAGGCCUGCAGGCACUGAUUGACCAAUGGGGGAACAGUAACUUGGAGGAGCUUGAAUCCUUCAUUGACUCCUAUUUUGAAAUGGUGUGGAAGGAAACCAUGGGGUCUUUCAUGGUAGAGGAGGAGGACUGUCUCAUCAGCAACAGCCCAGAGCUGGAUGAUGUUGGGGAUGAUCUUGUAAAUGAGGGUGGCCAGGAGGUGCUGUCAUCCAUUGACAAGAAGCUGUCUAAGCUGGACAUCCUGGAGGGCAUGCAGAGAGACCUGCUGGAGCUCAGACAGAGCCUGGAUCGCAGCUGUAACAUCAUACAGGAACUCAGUGACAAAAGUAAAGCAACACAGGAGCCUGCUGUGCCCUCUGAUGCAGGGGAGGCAGAAGUGGAGGAAAGUUGCUAG
This is a messenger RNA of Coregonus sp. 'balchen', 9275 nucleotides long. The record is from the annotation of a GenBank genome assembly. Lineage: Eukaryota; Metazoa; Chordata; Actinopteri; Salmoniformes; Salmonidae.